Molecule: messenger RNA, 939 nt
Organism: Endocarpon pusillum Z07020
Lineage: Eukaryota; Fungi; Ascomycota; Eurotiomycetes; Verrucariales; Verrucariaceae
Exons: 1
Coding region: 1-939 (312 amino acids)
Biological process (GO): Golgi organization; protein secretion
Cellular component (GO): Golgi apparatus
Source: RefSeq, a predicted model, not a curated record
AUGUGUAUUGCUUUAAUCUCGACAGCUCAUCCUUCGUAUAGCCUCAUACUCAUCGCUAAUCGUGACGAGUUCUUGAAUCGUCCUACCGCUCCAGCAUCAUGGUGGCCUGAACCACAUUCGCAAGUUCUGGCUGGUCGAGAUCUCCUUCGCUCGGUACAUGGAACAUGGCUUGGGGUUACCAGGCAAGGUCGGAUCGCUGUGUUGACCAAUUUUAGAGAAGAGGGUCCGCUACCACAAGGAGCAGUGAGUAGAGGUGCUAUCAUUCGGGCCUUUUUAACAGACAACCACGAAAGCACCGCGGCUUUCGUGAGGGAGAUGGUUGCUUCUGGGGUCAGCCGAGAUGCUGGCGGAUUUAGUCUUGUCUGUGGAAAUCUUGGAGAGCCUUUGGCUGUAAUCUCAAACAGAGCAGCGUCGGAAGCCGAAAUACCCUGGAUCCAGCCGGACGCAGCACAGACUCUGGGUUUGAGCAAUGCCGCUUUCGGAGACCGUGGCUGGAAAAAGGUUGCUGAUGGCGAAAGUUUGUUAAGAGACGCUGUCAGUCAGAGUGUGGAAAGCGACGAUAAUGAAGAAGAUUUUAUAAAGAGGCUUCUCAAGCUACUGGGUACAGACACAUUGCCUCGACUUGGAGAGGACGGAGAUUUGGAAACGUACAUUGCUCAAUUGAGGAACACUAUUUUCGUACCACCAAUCGGGCGGAGGACAGAGUUGCAUGCAGAUGAAAUCGCGGCAGCGGCCAGAAAGGAGAAAGCGACCGUGGUCACGCAUAGCGAGCAAGCAUUGGGCGUCAGUGGGUUGUAUGGAACGCAGAAGCAGAGUAUUGUCCUUGUCAACCAUUCUGGCAAUGUUCGAUUCUUCGAGCGAACUCUGCAUGACGGUGAUGGUAGGCCAAUCCCAACUGGACAAGGUGAUGCCGACUUCAGCUUCCAAAUCGAACGAUAG